This is a messenger RNA of Lotus japonicus, 1766 nucleotides long. RefSeq names its product lysM domain-containing GPI-anchored protein 1-like. Bases 185 to 1444 code for a protein of 419 amino acids. The transcript is spliced from 5 exons. The record is from RefSeq and is a predicted model, not a curated record. Lineage: Eukaryota; Viridiplantae; Streptophyta; Magnoliopsida; Fabales; Fabaceae.
UACCUGUCUCCUACUCAACUCAUUCUCUCCAAAAAGUGAACCUUUCCCCCCUCUCACACUCUUCUCUCUCCCUCUUCUUCUUCCUCUGAGAGAGAAGAAAGAAAGAACAACCCACAAACAAAGAAAACCCUAAACCCUUCAAACCCUUCAAACCUUUCCACAUUCUACCACCCACCUUGUUUCCAUGAGAAUGCAGCAGCAGCAGAGCACACUGUUGUUCCUGGUGGUGCUACUCUUCCACUCUCUAACAACCACAACCUGCAAAUCCACCAUCGAGCCAUGCACAAACUCAGACUCAUGCAACGCGCUUCUCGGCUACACUCUCUACACCGACCUCAAAGUCUCCGAAGUCGCUUCCCUCUUCGGAAUCGACCCAAUCUCUCUCCUCACCGCCAACGCCAUUGACAUCUCUUACCCCGACGCCGAACACCACAUUCUCCCUCCCAAGCUCUUCCUCAAAAUCCCCAUUUCCUGUUCCUGCGUUGACGGGAUUCGCAAAUCGGUGUCCACCAGCUACAAGACGCGUCCUUCUGAUACCCUUUCUUCGAUUGCUGACUCUGUCUAUGGUGGGUUGGUCUCUGCUGACCAGCUUAGAGAAGCGAACUCUAUCACUGACCCUUCUGUGCUUGAUGUGGGUCAGAGCCUUGUGGUGCCUCUUCCUUGUACUUGCUUCAAUGGCUCUGAUAACUCUCUGCCUGCUAUUUACCUCUCAUAUGUGGUUCAGCCUGUUGAUAGUUUGGCUGCAAUUGCUGCAAGGUAUUUGACUACUCUCACUGAUUUGAUGAAUGUUAAUGCAAUGGGGAGCACAGCUAUUUCUGAUGGUGAUAUCCUUGCUGUUCCAAUACCGGCUUGUGCUUCGAAUUUUCCAAAAUCUGCUUCUGAUUUCGGCUUGCUUGUCCCUAAUGGAAGUUAUGCUAUCACAGCAGGCCACUGUGUGCAAUGUAGUUGUGGACCACGAAACCUCAAUUUGUAUUGUAUGCCAACUUCUUUGUCUGCUUCUUGCUCUAGCAUGCAAUGUAAAAACAGCAAUCUUAUGCUCGGGAAUGUGACAGCGCAACAGAGUAGUGCUGGUUGCAAUGUUUCUUCUUGCAGUUAUGACGGUCUUGUUAAUGGCACCAUAGCAACAACGUUGUCGGCAUCUCUUCAGCCUCGAUGUCCAGGGCUGCAGGAAUUCCCUCCUCUAGUUGCUCCACCUACAUCUGUUGAGAAGGACCCUACGUUUGCAUCCGGACCAGCACCAUCACCGCAGUCGCAUGGAUCUGGUCUACCGUCACCAAAAUCCUCAGGCAUGCCUGGGCUUCCAGGAUUCUCUCCUGCAAACGGCCCCGUUAGUGGGAUCUCUUCCGGUGCUUCUGCUGCAUGCUCUUUGGUGAAGCCAUCACCAACUUUGACGUCUGCUCUCGUGUUAUUACUUGCCAUGUUGGUGAUCCCUGUGGCACUGUAAUCUUCUCAUUUUUGUGGUGGGUUUAGUUCUAUCCUGUUACUUUGUCACUGGAGCUCUUGUCUGUUGUAGUUACUAAUUCAUUUGUACUCUUUAACUGAUUGUGAAUCUGGAACACUUGCAUUUUGGGUUUAAUGACACGCCCAGCCCUUUUAUUUUUAGUGCUUUGCUGAACUAUCUUCUUCAUCCGGGGUCAGUAAUUCUAGGUAUAUAAUCUUGUUAUCAACCAUUGUAGAUGAUGGUGACACCACUGACAGUGAGUACACUUGAAAUCUUGUAUUCUUGUGUGUUUGUUAAUCGUGUUUUACUAUUUUCUCUUUUUCCU